AUGCUGGACCAUGUGUCUGUGUUCAGCAAGUCUGGGUUAGUACUGUGGAGCCGGACAAUGGCGAAGCUCAAGGGGGACCCGGUGGACGACCUUGUUAAAAACGUACUUCUCGAAGAGAGAGGUGGCACCAACGUCGCUACGACCGAGUGGUAUACGCUGCGGUAA
This is a messenger RNA of Ectocarpus siliculosus, 165 nucleotides long. Lineage: Eukaryota; Phaeophyceae; Ectocarpales; Ectocarpaceae. The record is from the annotation of a GenBank genome assembly.